GAAGAUAAUGUCAGUAUGUCACAACCAGUGUUCUUGUUGUUAUGCGAUGCGCUUCACAGUUUUGGAUUGACGUUGCCGGAGCGCGAGCAUGGUGUUUCGCUGGAAGAGAAGGUAGCCAUUUUUAUUUGUGCGUUGCAGGGUCUAUCUUGGAAACAUUUGCAAGAACGGUUCCAACACUCAAAGGAGACAUUGUCACGCAAUUUUCAUGAGGUAAUGCAAGUUAUGAUACCGUUUACAUCAGUUCAUAGUAGGAGUCUUACGCCUGAACAAGUACAACAAGGGGGCCAUCCACAUUUACGAUCACAGCAGCAGUACUGGCCAUUCAAGGACUGCAUCGGUGCAUUGGACGGGACGCACGUGAUGGCUCGUGUCUCACAGGAGUACGCCACAUCAUACUAUGGCCGGAAAGGCGUGCCGACACAGAAUAUAAUUGCUGUAUGUGACUUUAAUUUGUGCUUCACAUUUGUCUCUGCCGGUUGGGAUGGGAGCAUGCACGACAGCCGGGUUUUGCACUACGUGACAACCGAAGAGAAACAUCGCUUCCCGCACCCCGCACCAGGAAAAUACUAUUUGGUGGAUAGCGGUUACAGCAACAAGACAGGGUACCUAGCCCCCUACAAGGGGUAUAGGUAUCACCAAAAUGCCCAUCGAAAUCGAACACCGCAGAAUCAGUUCGAAAUGUUCAACAAGGCACAUUCGUCACUGCGUAGUUGUAUUGAGCGGACAUUCGGUGCCUGGAAGUCUAGGUGGGGGGCAUUGCGGAAUAUGCAGAAGUUAAGUUUUUCUAAUCAAGUUACGUUUGUAUGUGCAUCGAUGGCGUUACAUAACUUCAUACGCCGACAUAGCGAACUUGAUGAGGUCAUGAUGGGUAUCCCAGACCGUGACGAUUACAUGGCCCCCCAAAUGCCCGACCACGACGAAUACACACGGGUUACUGAUGUGAUGGAGGAAGAGGACUCGGACCCUGCAAUGGCCGCUGUAAGGGUGAACAUUACUAACGCACUGGUACGGCAAGCACACCGGUAGGAGCGAAUUGGAAAUACAAGAAUAUCGUAUGAAGGUUUUUGCAGUAUCUUUUAUAAUAAUUUGUUCUCAACUUGCCUAUGCCAAAAAAUAAUUUCUAGCCAUUUGUCAGAAAACAAAGAAAACAUAAAAAAAAGAAAAGGAAAUUUGCAUGACUGGGCAUGUACGUGGUUUAUCUUUUUUUAUUCACAUGUUAUGAUAUGAAUUCCCGAAAAUACAGAGCAGACCUGUUCCACUCGUUUCCAAUUUUCGGACAAUAAUGGA
Molecule: messenger RNA, 1287 nt
Organism: Camellia sinensis
Lineage: Eukaryota; Viridiplantae; Streptophyta; Magnoliopsida; Ericales; Theaceae
Source: RefSeq, a predicted model, not a curated record